This is a messenger RNA of Sapajus apella (tufted capuchin), 1646 nucleotides long. RefSeq names its product phosphatidylinositol glycan anchor biosynthesis class M (gene PIGM). The record is from RefSeq and is a predicted model, not a curated record. Gene Ontology annotation, molecular function: alpha-1,4-mannosyltransferase activity; GPI mannosyltransferase activity. Gene Ontology annotation, biological process: GPI anchor biosynthetic process. Bases 270 to 1541 code for a protein of 423 amino acids. Gene Ontology annotation, cellular component: membrane; glycosylphosphatidylinositol-mannosyltransferase I complex. NCBI's taxonomy places the organism in Eukaryota, Metazoa, Chordata, Mammalia, Primates, Cebidae. The transcript has 2 exons.
CUCCGCCGGAAGAAGAAGCGGAAAAGAGACCGCCCUCCCAGAGGAAGGCAAGUCUUUGGCUGGAGAGACUGAGCAGCCCGCGCGGGGCUGGCGACCAGUAGCAGUACGGGGGCGGGGCUUCAUGCCGGAAGUGAUCGUUCUCAUUUGUUUCGGUGGGCAGUGCAGCAGGUGGGAUAUGCAGCGACCACCUGCGGAAGGAACGGAAGGGAAGGUUAGAGGUACUAAGGCGGUUUGGAGCUGCAGCUGAGCAGCUGUCGCACAGUCAGAUCAUGGGCUUGACCAAGCAUUGGGGCGAAUGGUUCCUGAACCUGAGGGUGGCCCCCGCCGGCGUGUUUGGUGUGGCAUUUCUAGCCAGAGUCGCCCUGGUUUUCUAUGGGGUCUUCCAGGACCGGACCCUGCACGUGAGGUAUACGGAUAUCGACUAUCAGGUGUUCACCGACGCCGCGCGCUUCGUCACGGAGGGGCGCUCGCCUUACCUGAGAGCCACUUACCGUUACACCCCGCUGCUGGGUUGGCUCCUGACUCCCAACAUCUACCUCAGCGAGCUCUUUGGAAAGUUUCUCUUCAUCAGCUGCGACCUCCUCACCGCUUUCCUCUUGUACCGCCUGCUGCUGCUGAGGGGACUGGGGCGCCGCCAGGCUUGUGGCUACUGUGCCUUUUGGCUUCUUAACCCCCUGCCUAUGGCAGUAUCCAGCCGAGGUAAUGCAGACUCGAUUGUCGCCUGCCUGGUCCUGAUGGUGCUAUACUUAAUAAAGAAAAGACUCGUCGCGUGUGCAGCUGUAUUCUAUGGUUUCGCGGUGCAUAUGAAGAUAUAUCCGGUGACUUAUAUCCUUCCUAUAACCCUUCACCUGCUUCCAGGUCGCGACCAUGACGAAAGUCUCCGUCAAUCCCGGUGUUCUUUCCAGGCUCGUUUGUACGAGCUCCUGAAGAGGCUGUGUAAUCGGGCUGUGCUGUUGUUUGUAGCAGUUGCUGGACUCACGUUUUUUGCCCUGAGCUUUGGUUUUUACUAUGAGUACGGCUGGGAAUUUUUGGAGCACACUUACUUUUAUCACCUGACUAGGCGGGAUAUCCGUCACAACUUUUCUCCGUACUUCUACAUGCUGUAUUUGACUGCAGAGAGCAAGUGGAGUUUUUCCCUGGGAAUUGCAGCGUUCCUGCCACAGUUCAUCUUGCUUUCAGCUGUGUCUUUCGCCUAUUACAGAGACCUCGUCUUUUGUUGUUUUCUUCAUACGUCCAUUUUUGUGACUUUUAACAAAGUCUGCACCUCCCAGUACUUUCUUUGGUACCUCUGCUUACUGCCCCUUGUGAUGCCACUAAUAAGAAUGCCUUGGAAAAGAGCUGUAGUUCUCCUAAUGUUAUGGUUUAUAGGGCAGGCCUUAUGGCUGGCUCCUGCCUAUGUUCUUGAGUUUCAAGGAAAGAACACCUUUCUGUUUAUUUGGUUAGCUGGUUUGCUCUUCCUUCUUAUCAACUGUUCCAUCCUGAUUCAAAUUAUUUCCCAUUACAGAGAAGAACCCCUGACAGAGAGAAUUAAAUACGACUAGUGUUAUGUUCCAGACUUUAUUUUUUCUGAACAUUCUAAGAACUCUAGUGAAAGUUCCCCUGUUCCAACAGAAGUUAAAACCAAUGGUUGCCUAUAUAUAAAAGGG